This is a messenger RNA of Eurytemora carolleeae, 1141 nucleotides long. RefSeq names its product alpha-(1,3)-fucosyltransferase C. Gene Ontology annotation, cellular component: membrane. The record is from RefSeq and is a predicted model, not a curated record. Gene Ontology annotation, molecular function: alpha-(1->3)-fucosyltransferase activity. The coding region runs from base 38 to 1141 and encodes 367 amino acids. The transcript is spliced from 13 exons. Lineage: Eukaryota; Metazoa; Arthropoda; Copepoda; Calanoida; Temoridae.
CAAUAUUAUUAUUAUAAUAACUAGAUUAAUUUUUCAGAUGAUAACACAUAUAAAAUGGGUUGUUUUCCUCUUAAUAUUAUUUACAUUAGGCUUGAUUUUCUUCAAUUCCUCCUGGACUAUUCUUGACAUGACAUUUACAGCAGGAAAUUAUACUUGUCAGUCAAGUUCAAAAGUGGGCGAAGAAGAUAAAAAACCUUUGAAAUAUAUUCUUUACUAUUCCAAGUUUUAUGCGUUUACUGAUUGGUUUGAAUUUGGAUAUGGACAAGAACCAUUUAUUAAAAAUGAUUGCUGCGUGAACAAUUGUUUUGUAACCAAUAACAGGUCUUUGUUGGCCAAUAUUAGGGAUUUUGACAGUAUCAUAUUUAAUACAAGAAAUAUAUAUCAGUUUAAGUUUCCUACAAAGAGAAGCUCAAAACAGUUUUAUGUUUAUUUCUCUUAUGAGAGUCCUUUUCUUGAUGGAAUAAAUGGAUCUGAAUCCAGGUUUAAUUCCUUUUUCAAUUUGACGAUGACCUACAGAAGAGAUUCUGAUAUCUAUACACCGUUUGGGAAGACUGAAAAGUUAACUGAACAAUCCAAAUGGGAACCUUUAAAAAAUGAUACAAGACAACUAGCUGUAUGGAUUGUUUCCCAUUGUAAGACGAACUCCAGAAGGGAAGAAUAUGUUAAGGAGUUGAAAAAAUGGAUGCCUCUGGAUCAAUUUGGACACUGUAACAAGAAAGCAUGUGCUGAUAAUGAGAAAUGUUAUGAUUCUAUGGAGGGAAACUACAAGUUUUAUCUCUCUUUUGAGAACUCUCUCUGCCAAGAUUAUGUAACUGAAAAAUUUUGGAAUUUCUUAGGACAGAACAUUGUGCCGAUUGUUUUAGGUUCAGGACCUUAUAAAGAAAUUGCCCCUCCAAAUUCAUAUAUAGAUGUAAAGGAUUACAAGAGCCCAAAAGAGCUUGCAACUUAUAUACUGUAUUUAGAUAAAAAUCCUGAGGAAUACAAUAAAUAUCUAGAAUGGAAAAGAUUAUAUAAGGUUAUAAUUCCAAUGAGAAAAAUGUUUAAUCAGAGUAUGUGUGAAUUGUGCCAAAGAAUACAAAGUGGAGAGAGGAGAGAGUAUCCUGAGUUUGGUCAAUGGUGGGAAAACACAUGCUACGGGUAA